Periconia digitata is the source of this 437-nucleotide messenger RNA. The record is from the annotation of a GenBank genome assembly. NCBI's taxonomy places the organism in Eukaryota, Fungi, Ascomycota, Dothideomycetes, Pleosporales, Periconiaceae.
AUGGCGUUUGAAGAAUUUUCUAAAGUAAAUUCACCAUUGAUUGUGAAAUGUUUGGGAGUCGAUAUCAAUUAUAGUUCACUGAAUACUGUAAUCAGUUGUCCGCCUAGUUUCUCACGACAUUGUAGGCUACGUAGUUGGGUUCAAACAUCAGCAAUGACUUGGACAUAUUUAUUUUCUCGGAUUUGUAAGCUACUGGUAAAAGUGAAAUAUGUCAAGUUUCUGCAUGUCGCUCAUUUUGAAAUCGUUUGUUCUCAGCUCCGCACGUCAGUCAAACGAGCGUAGAUUUGUAGAGCAUAACGGUCCUGGGGGAUGCAAUUGAAACAUACUCUACGCAGCUUCCCGCUUCAAUGAUAUUAAUCUCGAAGUCUUUCACGAAACAUCAUUGUAUAAGAAUUCUUCAAUCUGUUAAACAACUUGUUGAUAUCUGUACACAUGGC